Messenger RNA from Oreochromis aureus, 2919 nucleotides. RefSeq names its product transmembrane protein 132A (gene tmem132a). The transcript is spliced from 13 exons. Lineage: Eukaryota; Metazoa; Chordata; Actinopteri; Cichliformes; Cichlidae. Bases 1 to 2919 code for a protein of 972 amino acids. The record is from RefSeq and is a predicted model, not a curated record.
AUGUCCUCCAUUGAGAGUGUCGCCAGACACACAAUGCAACCGACCAUCGAGUAUCCGGCAGCAAACGUCUCCGCAGGACAAUCGGGCUCUCCCAAGCCCAGGAGUUGGUGGGCUACCAAGCCCGGCCUCAGGGCUUCAUUCGGCCCUCACUCUGUGACACAGCUUAUACCAGAGUCCGUCCUCCCUGCCUCUCCGCCUUUGUCUGCCUCCCUUCUCUCAGAGAGCGUGGAAAUAGAGCGGGAUAAGGGAGGUCAGGAGAGGUUCAGGGUGAGGGUACUGUUUCACAAGCGAGGCAACAUCAGUUCUGAUCUUCGGAACUGCAUCACUCUACUGGCUUUCAAGGAGACAGAGGAGCACAAGGCCUCCUGUAUCACACAGCCUCCUCUAGGUUUGUGUGUGGUAACUCUGACACUGCCCAGUUCCUGGUUCAGCAAUCCACUUGUCAACCAGUCGCAUCCAUGGUACAGUAAUACCCGCCAUACACAUCACUGGAUGCAGAAGCGAAAAUGGCAACGGAGCAUACGCCAUCAUGGCAACCACCAGCAAGCAACUGCGCAGUUUCUGAGAUACCAUCCAAAUGUAGAUGGGGACAUCCAGAUGGAUGGUCCACGGGCCCGCAGUAACCAACGGGGUCCCAUGAAAAACCAUAUACAGCUGUACUACUCAGUGGCUGACCUAAAGAUAACAGCAGCAGGAUGUGUGGAGGACAGAGAUGUGAAAUCCCAGAGGCAACUUUUCUAUAUCAAAGCAGUGACCCUGAAGGAGGCAGAGGACAAGAGGAAAGAGCAGAGCAACACCAAACAAAACGAGUCCUGUACGAGCGGACAAGAAGAGGAGGAGCUCAACCUGGACUCCCAUGUGGUGAUUCGCUAUCACAGAGGCCCAGUCCUAAUAGGACAGCCAAUCAGAGUCUCAGUGAAUCUGAGAGCUAACGUCAGUGGUCAUUUUGCAGCCAUUAGGAUGAAGGUGAAGAAGGGCCUGGUGUCAAUAGUGGCCCGGAGAACUUUGACCUCUGACAUGUGGACAGUGACCCUGGAAAGAACCCAAGCCUCCAAACACGAUGUGUUGUCCAUCCUCUGCCAAAGACAGAGAAAACUAAAGCAGCCACAUGAUCCCACUCUCCUCCAGCAGGUGGCGUGUUUGUCAGUCGACGGCUUGAGGCGCAGCUUCGGUGUUGCCAUGAUGGUGCCUGCUAAUUGGUGGGUGGAGUACUCCAGACGUACUACCGUCCCGUCAUCCCAUGUAGGAGCAGUGAGCAUCUUUUCAUUCACAGAUCGUCACAUCUUUGGCAUUGCACCUAUAACAGAGAGUAACACGUUGAUCAACACAGCUAUACUGAACAACCAGCCCGUGCUGCUGCCCGUCAUUGUGCUGGCUGUAAGCCACGACGAGAAGAUGUCAGAUGUUACCUCUGCAGUCACAUGUCACUCCAUCAAUGAGAAUAGUAUCAAGGUUUCCAGUGACUGCUCUACCCUCUACGUUGAUGGCAGUGAAUCAGGAUUAGGGUCGACCUGUGCAGUGGUGGAGUUUCAUCUGGGCAUGCUCAGUGGGUCUGUGUGUCUGGAGGUUUGGGCUCCAUCCAUGCCCCUGCAUGUCUCCUUGGCAGACCCUACUCUCAAUGUCAUUGAUGGCUGGAACCUGAUCACAGAGAAAGGGUGUGUGCCGGUGUAUCAGCGCUCCUCAGUCCAGGUUCUGACCCAGUUCACAGCUCAGGACUCCCACAGCAGAACCACACACCACCUGGGUUCCUCAGAUUGGUUUGUAGAUGUGACUGAGCUGGUCCGUAACUGGCUGAGAGUAGAAGACCCCCGUGUGGCUUCCCUCAGUCCCCAAAACAUCUUGAUAGGAUUAAGACCUGGAAAGACAUCACUGCACGUUAUCUCGGAGCAGUGGGAUGGCAUGUUGGGCGCAUGUGACAUCACUGUGUCCUCUGACACUGUCAGCGCUGGUGACCUGUCUGUACAAGCAGUCAGUGGCCUGGGAAUGUCAGUGAAGUCCAGCCCUGCCCUCCCCUCCAUCAUCACAGCAACAGUGACAGCCUACAACACCAUGUACCGCUAUCACCAGGAGGCCUCCGUCAGUGUCUGGCUGCAGUUCAGUGACGACACUGCGUCCCUCCUCUCCUCUUUCAGUGACCUUCCCUUCUCCCUGCGUCUCUCCUCAUUGGCUGAGAGUGUUGUUAUGGUGACACCCAGUUCCAAUCAACGCGUCUUUGCUCAGGGUGACGGAGGUGGGCCUUUACUGCAAGCAGAGCUUCUGGUUUCUACGUGCGCCGAUCAGCUGAUUGUCUCAAACUCUUUUGGUGAAGAGAACGAGGAGCAGCAGGCUUCUACAAGACGAGAAGGGACCCGGAGGCUGGCGAGGGGAUCAGGCUGGAUAAGGGUCAACUUAGACCUGGACUUCAUGCAGACGGUAGCCAAGAAGAGCGAGGAUGGUGUGGCGUUUGAGUUUGACAUUUCAGACACACUGGUUGAAUCACACGGUGACACUUACUCAUCAAACAAAGAUGAAAAUUGGAACGAGAGCACCAGCAGUAACUACUAUGAGAAAGUAAGUCAGACCAUGACUAACAGAAGGUGGAAUGAGGUGGACAAAGGAGGCAUGGUCAGUCGAAACACUCUAGAAAGAGCAGUGCUGAUGCCGAGCCUGGACGAAGGCAAGGUGUAUUUCUUUCCAAGCCAGGAUAAAGGAGGAGCAGAGGAAAACGAGCAGGGAACUCAUGAGUUGGAACUUGGCGUGGGUGCUGUCCUCUCUCUGCUCUGUCUCUUUGCUGUCCUCUUUCUGGCUAACUGUCUGCCCUCCACCUUGCGACACAAGUCGAGGAGGACGAAAGAGAGAAUGGAAGGACAACUGGAGGGAGGUGCGACAGAAGAUGGAGAGGAGAUGAAAAGGGAAAAGGCCAAGGACUGGAAGACAUAG